This is a messenger RNA of Protobothrops mucrosquamatus (brown spotted pit viper), 2322 nucleotides long. RefSeq names its product vomeronasal type-2 receptor 26-like. Lineage: Eukaryota; Metazoa; Chordata; Lepidosauria; Squamata; Viperidae. The record is from RefSeq and is a predicted model, not a curated record. Gene Ontology annotation, biological process: G protein-coupled receptor signaling pathway. The coding region runs from base 1 to 2322 and encodes 773 amino acids. Gene Ontology annotation, molecular function: G protein-coupled receptor activity. Gene Ontology annotation, cellular component: membrane. The transcript is spliced from 4 exons.
AUGAUGACCUUUGGAAAUUUCUUAUGUUGCAGUGAGAACACCUUCUACCACCUUCUGCCCUUCUUGUUGGCUGUUCAUGAAAUCAAUCAGAAUUCAAGGCUCUUACCCAACAUCACCCUGGGCUACAACAUCUAUCAGAACUUUUUCAGUGCAAGAUUGACAUAUGAGGCCAUGAUGGACGUGGUGUCCACAGGGCAGGAGAACAUCCCAAACUACAGAUGUGGAAGACAAAAGAACCUGCUGGCAGUCCUUGAAGAGAUGGAUUCUGAACUCUUUGAUCAUAUUUCUAAUGUCUUGAGCAUCUACAAAAUCCCACAGAUCAACUAUAGUGUCAUCAACCAGAUUGCUGAGCAAAAUCAACAUUUUCCUUUUUCAUAUCGGAUGACCCCAAACCAAAAACCUCCCUACUCUGCGAUUGUCAAACUGCUCCUGCAUUUCCAAUGGAUGUGGAUCGGCCUCCUUUCUCUGGACAAUAACAGAGGAGAAAAAUUCAAAAGAAGUUUGGAAGCUCUUGCUCUAAAAAAUGGGAUUUGCAUUGUCCUCUCAGGAACCAUCCCAGAAGCAAAUAUGAAGACAAGUGCUGGAGAAACCUUCAUGCAAGAAAAACGGGAAAUAUUCCUUUCUCUUAUCAAGAGUCAAAUAAAAAUUAUAGUAUGCCAACUGGAUUUUAAGGCCUCGGGGAUACUAACAACAGUAAUACAAUGGCUUGAGAAGAGUAAGAAAUUCAUUGUGGGAAGAGUGUGGAUUGCAACAACUUUGACAGCUUUAAGUGUAGGUAUUUUUGACCACUGGCUUGAUCUCCAAAAUAAAUAUGCUUUGUUUUCCUUCCUCAUCCAGACAAAGAGAAGGACUCAGUAUUAUGACUUUACAUCUUAUACAUCUAUGGUCACCGUGUAUGGAAAGGAAGCAUUCCAAUGUUCCAUUUCAAGUCCUUUGUUAUCUAAGAAAGUUUGGAAAAAAUGCAAAGAAAAAGAGAACUGGGAAUUCCCACCCCAUGAUGUGAUUGCAAGAAUCCUCUCUCAGGAUCCUUCCAGUAUUUCCAAAGUAAUUCAAACUGUGGCAUGGGUCCUCAGUGCUGCCUCUUCCUCCCAAUGGAGUAAGAGGAGAAUGCAAGUUGGAUACCAUGAAUCAUCCCAGAUUGUACAGCCAUGGCAGCUUCAUAGAUUCCUGAAAAACUUCCAACAUCACAAUAUUUCCAGAGAUGGGAUUUAUUUUGAUGAAAAUGGAGUUCCUCUUGGUGACUUUGAUAUCAUGCACUGGACAUCAUUUUGGGAAAAGUCUGAUGCAGGGGUGAAAAUUGGGAGUGUAGAAAGAGAAGCCUCCUCGGAAAUCAAGAUUUCCAUCAAUCAGAGUGCCAUUCAAUGGCCAACAUCAUUUAACAAACUGCAGAAACAGAUACAUGCUAACAAUUUUUUUUCAGAUGCAUCCCACUGUGACAAGUGUCCAGAUGACCAUUAUUCCAAUAAGAAGCGAGAUCAGUGUGUCCCCAAAAGUAUAAGCUUCUUAUCCUAUGAAGAAUUGUUGGGAUUCAUCCUGGCUUUCUUUGCCAUUGCCUUGUCCCUGAUCACUGCCUUUGUUCUGGGAACUUUCAUUAAAUACCGAGAAACUCCCAUAGUCAAAGCCAACAACUGUCAACUCACCUAUAUCCUCCUGGUUUCACUCCUGCUUUCUUUCUUGACCUCUCUUCUAUUCAUUGGUCGCCCCAUAAAAAUGACUUGUUUUCUUCGACAAACCAUUUUCAGUAUUGUUUUCUCAGUUGCUGUAUCUUCUGUGCUGGCCAAGACGGUAAUGGUGGUGGUGGCCUUUCUGGCCACAAAGCCAGGCAGCAGCAUGAGGAAAUGGCUGGGGAAGAGUCUGGCCAACUCUAUUGUCUUAUCCUGCUCUACUAUUCAAGUAGGCAUCUGUAUGAUAUGGCUGGGAAUUUACCCCCCAUUCCCAGAUUCCGACUUUCAUUCCCAACCAGGACACAUCUUGUUGCAGUGCAAUGAAGGCUCAGUUGCCAUGUUCUACAGUGCCCUUGGCUACAUGGGUUUUCUGGCUGCCAUUUGCUUCUUGGUGGCAUUUCUGGCUCGAAAACUGCCAGGGAGCUUCAAUGAAGCCAAACUGAUCACCUUCAGCAUGUUGGUUUUUUGUAGUGUAUGGAUCUCCUUUGUACCCACCUACUUGAGCUCCAAAGGGAAAUACAUGGUAGCCGUGCAAAUCUUCUCCAUCCUGGCCUCCAGCCUGGGUUUACUAGUCUGCAUCUUUAUCCCCAAAUGCUACAUUAUUAUUCUGAGACCUGCCAUGAACACCAAAGAAAAUCUGAUGAUAAAAAAUCAUUAA